This is a messenger RNA of Caenorhabditis briggsae, 597 nucleotides long. Bases 1 to 597 code for a protein of 198 amino acids. The record is from RefSeq and is a predicted model, not a curated record. Lineage: Eukaryota; Metazoa; Nematoda; Chromadorea; Rhabditida; Rhabditidae. The transcript has a single exon.
AUGAUUCCACCUUCACCAGCUCCGAUUCCACCUUCACCAGCUCCGAUUCCACCUCCACCAGCUCCGAUUCCACCUCUACCGGCUCCGAUUCCACCUCCACCAGCUAUGAUUCCACCUUCACCAGCUCCGAUUCCACCUUCACCAGCUCCGAUUCCACCUCCACCAGCUCCGAUUCCAUCUCUACCGGCUCCGAUUCCACCUCCACCAGCUAUGAUUCUACUUCCACCAGCUCCGAUUCCACCUCCACCAGCUCCGAUUCUACCUCCAUCAUCUCCGAUUCCACCUCCACCAGCUCCGAUUCCACCUCCACCAGCUCCGAUUCUACCUCCAUCAUCUCCGAUUCCACCUCCACCAGCUCCGAUUCCACCUCCACCAGCUAUGAUUUCACCUCCACCAGCUCCGAUUCCACCUCAACCAGCUCCGAUUCUACCUCUAACAGCUGCUUCGGCUCUCGGAGCCCCGGCUCGGAGUGCUCCAGCUCCUUCCGGUUGGAUACCAGUUCCCAUUCGAGAACUGACGAUUCUCACUGUUUCUCUCUUCCCUUAUAUGCAAAAAUCCAGAGAUCUUAUCUCUGUGCUCCAUUUUUUCACUUUUUAA